AUGCGACCUGACUCCCACAUAAAGACGGUAGGCUACAUGAAUCUCACGUUUACUAGAGUACCACAGAAGCCACAUGGAGGAAGAGCUGAAGAACACGCUUUGCACUCACACGAGGAAUGUCUAUUCCAUACCUGUGAUGGGUGAUAGAGGAUGGGUUCAAGUUUGGUGCAUGUGUUGGCGGGGAGCUGUGUUGUGGUGCUGUCUGAUCUGCAGCGGCUUACCGCGAUUUUCUCGGAGACGCACGUCACCGAGUCAGGCCUGGCGGUGACUGAAUGCGCGCUGGCAGUGUGGGUAGCUGAGGCGGUUGUGGCAGAUGUGUAUCGAUGCAACAGGCGCUCGUUCGCCGGCCCUAAUACCAUAGAUUCGCGAGUGACCGAUCAGACCAGUGCGUGAUGUGAAGGUGCGGUCGUAAUGAGGAGAGGCCGGGGUCAAAUCAUCACUGUCGAUAGUGCGGAUGGUGGCGGUUGACGGGCCGUCGGCAGGGUUCUUGCUGGUGGUCGUCGUUGCUGUGGAGCUUGUGACUGUGAUGGGCGUGACGGUAGGCUAUUGGGAGUGUGCCCGCCGGUGAUGAUGAUGAUGAUGAUGUUGUUGUUGUUGUUGUUGUUGUUGAUGAUGAUGAUGAUGAUGAGGAUGAUGAUGAUGAUGAUGAUGAUGAUGAUGAUGAUGAUGAUGAUGAUGAUGAUGAUGAUGAUGAUGAUGAUGAUGGGCUUCAUCGUCGCCGUCUUAAGCGCCGUGGGGUUUGCAGCAGGUAAGGCGAUAAAGGUGUUUACGGAGGCAGUAAGUGAAUUUGUCGUAUCCCCACUACGUUGAGUCCGGGGAUGUCCAACAAAGCUGAUCCACGUCUAAACCACCCAGUCCUGAUGGGCUUGUCAGGCGAAGUCCCAACAGCGAAACAGAAGCAGUGGCCUACAGGACCGGAACGAACACCCUACGGUUUCUCAGAUUUCACUUCAAUCACCUGGUCGCUCACAAAAGAAGUUGUGUGAGAAACUUCUUUAAAUGGACUGAAAUUGAUUUUGCUAUUUGCCUGUAACUGUUGUAUUUAUGGUGGCACCGUUCUACGCUAGUGAAUGUUAAAAUACAUCAAGGGUUGGAUAUUUCGAGGGUUUUUUUUAAACACUUGAAGGAUACGUCUUGGUACCGUGGUUGGAUACCUGCUUUAGUAAUUUACUUAAGUACUCGUGGUUUGGUGCAGAGCAUAUUUUCUCCAGAAUUCCUGGAUUUUAUGUUGACAACGGAGUUAGAAACUGCGAAUAACUAUUGGGAAUUAUGCAAGAAAUCCCGAGAGGGACACCAGGGAAUCAACAAAGAAGGUAAACCACAAAAUUUCGUCAUGCAUCAACAGGAAAUUGGUCAAGCACUCGUCGCGCUUUUUAACCGGCAUCUCCGUUACUGAUAUACGAUUAGGAGUUGUAUAGACUUAGGAAGCACACUCUUCCCACAUCCACACUGUUGACCAUUAUGCGACUUUUUUCAGCGUAGUUGGCGACAUUCAGUUUCCCUACUUGUACCAAGCUAGGGCCAAACAAAAAUGAAAUCUUUCGAUAAAACGAAUCUUACUAGGCUGAAAAUGUCUGGGCAAUAAAUAAACAAUUAGUCACUUCCUUCUGAAAUUUCCAGGCGCGAAAGAGAAAUUACGGAUUUAUUGCCCUUUAUGUUCGGUGACAUCACUGUUUGAGGAAGAAACACCUUCAAGGCCCGGUGAAGCUCAUUUCGAAACGCAGGUCAUAUAGGCCUGCUGGUGGUUAUGUCUAGCUAACGACAUCUAAUAAGGCAGAAAUAGCCAUCCCCGUCCCCCUUGUCUUUUUCGGCACUCUUUUCUGCAGUAAAAGUCGUCUGCUCUCUGGAUAGGCCGCCGUCCGCUGACCGGUUACCCCACAACCGGCGGAACGGCCUGUUGAAUGUCUUUUAAUGUGCAGCCUACUCGAAGGCUUCUUAAAAGGGUCUGCCGUGCUUGAAGAUUAGCGAUAUGAAAAAGAAAGGAAGAAGAAGACUCGUCGACCGCCGAAACAACUUAUUCAUUUAUCCGAGCUUUCGAGCUGGCACUGGAGUCUAUUGCCUGAGAUAAAAGCAGUAACUGAGCAGGCGGCGGUUAUAGGGGUUAUAAGCCAAUCAAACACCAGUGAUGCCAAUCCAGAGGUAACCAUGCAAGGCUCUGUACGUCGACGCCAAAUCGAUACAGCGGUUGAUGGAGUUUUUACCCAAGGCCCAGGCUUCAGUCGGUUCGCGACAGGCCUUGCUUCUAGUGGGGACGAUUAUCUUUUGUAGCUGCGAAGCUAAACUCGGGAACCCGUGCGUAGGUGUGGGCAGCGACUUAUGAUAAUGCGUCGCCCUGUCGUACAGCCACCUUAUAUUUAUCUAUGCGCGAUCCCAGCAUGAGUUAAGUCUGACCUAUGUUGCUACAGGGACAGUUUUGGCACGGGAUGCGAUACGCUACCUCAGAUUGUUCUUUAGGAUUAAACCGGUCUUUAGUUUUCAUGACGUUGAUGUGCAUGCUGAGUUUGGGCUGGUGUGAAUGGGAUCACGCGUACGCGAACAUAAGCUGGCUGUGUGACGGGGUGACGAAUUAUCAAAAGUGGCUACCCACACUUACGAAACGGGUAAUGAGUUCAACUUCGCAGCCGCCAGGAUAAUGGCCAACGCCGGACACAAAACAGGCCGCGCAUCGAUUGAGUUCUGGGCCUCAGAUAAGAACUCAGUCAAUCGAUUUAUCGAUCUGUCACCGGCGUACAGGGCCAGCGCAGUCACCUCCAGAUCUGCGCCAGCGAUCGAUGGUUGGGUAACGAACCCUUUAAUUGUCGCGCGUCCUGUUGUUACUACUACCUCUGACGAUGGACUCCAGCACGAGUUCGAAAGCCCAGAACAGCAUACAGUCUGGUCCGUUAUCCGACUAGGCUUCUUCUGUACUUCUACAUACGCUUUGAACUCGAACUUUCGCCUGCAUUCUUCAUUAAUUCAAUAUCUUCGGGCGUUUGAUGGAGGUAGGGAGGGAGUGGCAGAAGUGGCUGAUAUAAAAAGACGCAUUAUUGAGCGGGCUUCCGACCUGAGUGCCAUGGAUAUCAACGAAAGGAAAACAAAGAUGUAUUGUUUUCUGUCCGACAUGACAUUUAACGGAUUCAUGACUUCACUUGCAGCAGUUUAUCUAAGAGGCGUGGACAUAGAAGAGCUGAUUGAUAGUCGAAUAAAAAAGCAUUGGAGAGUGUACAUAUAUGAUUAAUAAAAAGUGUCAAAAGUACGCAAGUAAUUCCACAUCACAGGAUAGACUAUAAAGCGACAUAAACUUAACGUUCUCCCAGUGUUUAGAAAAUUAAAAAAGACAGACACCACACAAUGACCAUAUUCGUUAGACAGGGUCAAAACGUCUUUUGGUGGACAACUUGUGUGACAAAAAUAGGGGCACGAAUAUUACUGACUGUAAUAGGGGAAAUGAUUGCUCAUCUUCUUUUAUCGACGCCGAGCUGUACAAACAAGGUGUGUGUUUUGGCUAACGGUGUCGAAAUGUACCUGGAUCAUAAUGGCAGGUAGAUCAAGGCUGGAUAUUGGCAGGAAGAGACAUCUAAGAUUUCAAAAUAACGGUAAAAUUUGCAAGAGUUAGUACGCGCUUCGGAUUAUUAUAAAUAAAUGAGUGUGGAGAUAUGUGCGCAUCUGAUAUGCACUCUGCACAUGACAGACACUGAAGAGACGACAUAAGAGCAAAACAAACGAUUCUGAAAGAAGGUAUAGCUUCCAUGAGGUCAUUUAUAAGUCUUUUCUAUUCUAAACUGGGCUGACCGCCAGGGUGGAUAGCAAGUCCCAAGUGCCAGAACGUGCCAAAAUUUCCGCAAAAAACUGUAGUAUGGUCACGGACUAUUCAAGGGGCUCUAUAGAUCUGCACAUUGUUAACCCGCGGUGAAAACGUCGGGAGGUAAUGCAAGAGAGUACAUGAAAGAAGGGGGGGUGUUUAAGUAUCUUUUAGGUUAGAGAUACCUGAGAAGGAACCUUCAUACGGAAUCGAUAUUUGGAUGACGCCAUGUGUUUUAAUUUGAAACAAAAAUGGGAAAAACAUAAAUGAGGUGAGUAGAUUAGUAGAAUGGGAAAAUUAUUGUUUGACUCGAAUUUACUGUUGAGUGGAGAUGUAUAGGCAAUGCUCACAAUGCCUUUAAAGUCAGCAUGUCAGAAUCCGGUAAGAUUGACAAAAGGCUUACGAUAAAGGGGAAUCGAAUUCACGUAACCACACGCGUAGUCGACAGCAAUGCUGACUCAGACGUCAGCUGAUAGACGGUCUUUGGGCUGCGUGCUCAUAUUAUUCCGAGGCACGGAAGACCUAAGUUACUCGCUGUAAACCCUUCGAGUUUACAGAGAUACGGCCCUCGGGAAUGAGAUCUACGUGCACUUUCGCAUACGAAAGGUUAUUCAGAACAGAGUAUCAUGUUUACAUUUAGCGAGUAUCUCAGAAGUGCGUAGGGUGUAGGGGUGUCAGCGGUGGGUUCACGUAAUGGUCGUGGUGGUCGCUCACUUGCUUGCAGGUGAGACUGCGCCUAGCGUCCACUUGCUGGCACUCAACUCUCACCUGUGGCUCCACGUAGCUGGGCUCUGCUCAGCGGCCACACCCCGGGCAACCGUCUCGACCGGCGGGCUAAACCAGGUGAGGGGGCCCUGUGCGCUGUGCCGUGUGCACAGGGUUUGCGGAUUCCGCUGGAUGGAAGGUCGGAUGGAACCUUGCGUCGGCACCGUCGUGACGUGGUUCGUCUCUGCACGUUGCUUGACAGCCGGUGACGGGAUGGAUCUCCACAUCGACAUCGCCUUGACGCGCCCACCCUCGCCGACGGAGACCGCGGCUUACGGCGAAUUCGAGUCGCUCUCCACUACAACCCGAAGCCGUGGUCCCAUAGUGGAGUUCGGCCGUGCCACAACGGCACAUGGCAGCCCUAUUCAGGGAUGGCACUGCCAGCCCCCACGAGGGGAAGGGCCUAGAAAAGGUGGCCUAAACAUUGCUGGGUACCACGCCGUCUCCAGGCUAGCCAGGGCCGCAGACGUCUAA
Spirometra erinaceieuropaei is the source of this 5020-nucleotide messenger RNA. The record is from the annotation of a GenBank genome assembly. Lineage: Eukaryota; Metazoa; Platyhelminthes; Cestoda; Diphyllobothriidea; Diphyllobothriidae.